CUAGUAAAGCUUCUUCAACUCCAGUGCUUACCUUACCCAAGGUACCUUAUCAUACUUUCGGUGAUGUUGCAUAUUCUCGACGCCCGUCCGGUUUUUACUGACAUUCGUUUCACCGCGAAGCACAUGCUGCAUACGUCUGGCCCUUCGACUCGUAUAAAACUUUCCAGAUUCCCAGGCGCAACAGCUAAGUGUUCCUCCAUCCUUCUUCUGCCCCUGCUCACGCUCACCCUUGGAACUCUGGCGUCUCCAUCACCCACAACACCAAGCACAACACCACCACAACUGGCCAAGACGCUUCUCCCUUUUUCCAUCUUGACUUCACCGCUGAUCUACCAUCAGUGUUGUUCGCUCAGUCUUUGAACACUACCAAAACAUCCAUCCCCCCUUUCCUCCCGUUUCCUCACACACACAACACACACAACACUGCCAUGGCGACCCCGGCUUCUGGGUCAUCCAAGGCGACCCAGCCAACCUCUAGACAAGACAAGACGCUGCUCCUCUUUGCCCGGCUCAUGGAAGGCGGCAAGGAGGACGAGGAGACGGCCGCUGACCUGGCUGAGCUGACGAAGCUUCUUAACGAGGACCGCAAGCUCAGCAAGGAAGAUGAUAAGUCCAUCAUCUCAGUCAUCGACAUUGACUGCGUCGACACCAUCUUUGGCUUCCUGGACAUGAGACAGCCUGACGUGGUACGAGCCCAGGCCACUCUCUGCACGACUGCCUACCUCAAUGCUGCCGGCGAGGAGGGCCGGCGGAAGGUCACCGAGUUCUUCCACACCAGAAUGAAGCGAGCCACCUACGAUGACUACAUCAUCGCCUUCUGCGCCGCUACGGCCCUCUUCCCAAUUGCAUAUGACCUCAUGGCAGACCUGAUCCACACCGAGGGCUUCCUCCCCAGCCUUGCCCCGCUUAUGAGGCGGAAGUGGAAGAGCAAAAAGGUCGAGACGGCAUGCCUAGAGAUGCUCCAGGCGGCCUGUCUGCAGACCAAGUGCCAUGCGGCCAUUUACAAGUACUGCAUCGACUGGAUGGAGGAGAUCAUCUUCGAGGACCCCGAGGACCGCGUCGAAACCAUGUGGCAGACCGAGACCGACCUGAAGAUCGAAGAGGAAGGGGCCGGGCCGCUGAGACGGCACUGUGAGGAAGCCCGCAGCCUUGCCGCGGUAGUCUGGAUGAAGAUCAUGGCAGCGCCCGUUCAGCUCGCAGAGAACCAGGGCACCGAGCCCCAGACCGAUUCGGUAACAGGCAAGAUCGAGAUUCUUUCCAGACGAUUCGCAAAGAUGCUUUCAGCCAGUUCGGAACUUGUCCAGUGUGCGGUGGAGGGACUGGCCUUCGCAACCACGCGGCCGGUCAUCAGGGAGCAAGUGGCACGCGACAAGGAAACCCUGCAGCGCCUCGUUAAAACCUUGGAGUCGGCGCCGGCGAAGUCGGCAUUGGAAUACGGCGUCCUCAGCAUCUUUGCCCACCUCACCCGAUACCAGCCCACCGAGACCGAGGAGCAGAAGAGGCUAAGGGAGCUCAAGGCGUAUGCUAACGCGGCGGGGAAGCCACAGCCGGACCCGCUGGCCGACGACGCUCACGUAGCAGAGCGCUGCAAGCUCGUCUUCGAAGCCGGCGUGGCGUCCGCCCUGAGCAGGCGCGGCAGCACCGCCUCGGCCGCCUCCCUGUUCCAGAUCGUUUCCAUCCUCUCUUCUCUCUCCGUCACCCAAUCCCGCCGCGGACAGCUCGCCCAGCAGGGCGCCGUCCGGGUGCUCGUCAACGCCUGGAACACGCUGCCGUGCAACGAGGAAGCCCCCAGGCGCGUCGCAGCCCAGGCCCUCGCGCGCAUUCUCAUUUCUGUCAACCCGCAGCUAGUCUUCAAGCACAUCCCAGAGCAGGCCGCCAUCAGCCCCCUGGUCUCCCUCCUGACCCAGGACCCGACCGCCGAGACGCGCGAUCUGCUGCCCACGUUCGAAGCCCUGAUGGCCCUGACCAACCUCGCCUCCGGCAGCUCCGGCGGAGACGGGAGCGCCACCCGCAAAGCCAUCGUCAGCACCGCCUGGGAUGCCAUCGAGGAGCAGCUGUUCAGCAGCAACGACCGCGUCUGCACCGCCGCCGUCGAGCUCGUCUGCAACCUGGUCCAGGACCCGGAGCAGACGCUCCGCAUCUUCGGCGACGGCUCGGCCAAGGCGUCCACCCGCAUCAAGAUCAUCCUCGCCAUGGCCGACGCCGAGGAUGAGCAAACGCGGAGCGCGGCGGGCGGGGCGCUGGCCAGCGUCUCGGCGUUUGACGGCAUCGCGCGCGAGCUCGUGAUGCAGCCGCGGGGUGCCGAGAUAAUUUUGGGUUUGUGUCGUGACGACAGCGAGGGAUUGAGGCAUCGCGGCGCCGUCGUGGUGGAUAAUCUGAUUUCGCACGGGGGAGAAGUCGGGAAGUUGGCGAAGGAGAAGUUGUUUGCUUCGGAUGGCGUUCGGGCGUUGACCGAGUGCGCAAAGAAGAGCCGGACGCCGGAGGUGGUGCAAGCUGUUGUGCAUGCUUUGGAGGUUUUGCUUGAGGGGAGGAAUAUGAGUGAGGCCAUGUAAUAAUUUCGCCUUGUUUCCGUUCGAGAUGUUUUAACACGGCUAUUGUCUGCAAUUCGAGGUUCGAACUAGGGCAACAUGUCACGAACGCCUAGCCGCGGAUGUGUGCGCUGUCCCCCCCCAAACUCCGCAAGACGCCUUGCGCUUCUGGGAUGAACUUAAAUAUCUG
This is a messenger RNA of Thermothelomyces thermophilus ATCC 42464, 2718 nucleotides long. RefSeq lists its product as uncharacterized. The coding region runs from base 429 to 2552 and encodes 707 amino acids. The transcript is spliced from 2 exons. The record is from RefSeq and is a predicted model, not a curated record. Lineage: Eukaryota; Fungi; Ascomycota; Sordariomycetes; Sordariales; Chaetomiaceae.